CCUGAUGCGAUGACGACGAGAGGAUUAUUGAUGAUGGAUGAUCAAACAGGUCAAGCAGCUAAAAUAAGACGAGCGAUGCUUGCGUGUCUGGGCACGGCUGCGGCUCAGCACCGCGUGUGCUUGUUUCUGGCUGCUGUCUCGGCCAAGCCUUCCUCUGUCAGCACUUGGUUAGCCGGUGCCGUUCUGCUGCGGAGUCCACAGGGCGCUGGGCGAUAGGGGCAUCCAUUUCACUGGCUGGCCGCUACCAAUGCUAGCUGCUUCCAGCGUAGCAAUUCGAUAUCCCCCCCUUCCACAGGUGAGGCACGACACGUCAUGGCCGGCAGCCAGGCCGCGUAUGCUCCCCACGGCCGCGCGCAAAUCCCUUCUUCAGCCGGUUGUUGCCACGUGAGCGUUGGGUUUCACGGGCUCGAUAUAAGCGGACGGGGGACCAGAAGCUCGUCAUCCUGUUGGGAAAUGUCGAGUGUCGGAGGAGGCUCAUCAUGGCUCGUGUCUGGCCGCUGUUUGUCUCCCUGCUGCUGGUGGUGGUGGUGUGGUGUGGCGUGCCGGUGAGCGGCGAUUUCGUCUCGACCGACUACGAGGGCUACAACGAGGGCGAGCUGGGCCAUCGGCCUCAUCUGGAAUUCCACUCGAGCAGCGAGUACGCGCCUGUGCUGCAGGCGACCAUCUGGGACCGCGAGGCGAUCGCCGACACGGGCUCGCACAUCUUCCUGCGCCAUGACGGCAACGCCAGCUCGCCGCUGGCGUCGCCGCUGGUGCUCGACGCGCACGACCUGAGCGCCGUGUACAUGAACCGCUCGUUCAAGAACGUGUUUGGCACCCGGGUGCAGGAGAACCACGGGCGCCGCUACCUCACCUUCUGGGAGGGCGAGAAGGGCGACGGCAUCGGCGACGGCUACGGGCUGGCCUUUGACGAGAACUACCGGCUGGCCUACAAGGUCUGGGCGCAGAACAUGCGCGUCCACAGCGACCUGCACGAGUUUGCCUUUACGGGCAACGGCACGGCGCUGGUGACGGGCGUCAACCGCCUCCAGGCCCAGCGCGGGGAUGUCCCCGGCUGGCGGGGGCCGCGGCGGUUUGAACUGCUCGACGCCGUCUUCCAGGAGAUCGAUCUCGAGAGCAACGAGGUGCUCUUCGACUGGCGCGCCAAGGACCACGUCAACCCGAUGGACUCGUACGAGCCGACGGGGCAUGGCUGGGAUACCUACCAUCUGAACAGUAUCGAAAAGACUCGAGCAGGCAACUACCUCAUCUCCAUGCGCCAUACGCACUCGCUGUACCUCAUCGACGGCCAAACAGGCGACAUCAUCUGGACCAUGGGCGGGCGCCGCAACGAGUUUGUCGAGCUGCCGCCGGCCGUCAACACCAGCACCGGCAGCGAGGGCAAGUAUGCGCCGCAAACCGUGCUGAGCAUGCGCUGGCAGCACCACGCGCGGUUUGUGCCCGGCACGGACGAGAAGCAGCUCACUCUGUUCGACAACCGCGUGCGCGAGACCACCCACGGCGAAUGCGACACCGAGUGCUCGCGCGGCAUCCACAUUGCCAUCGACGACAGCGUCUCGCCGCCAACCGUCCAGCUGCUGCGCGAGUUCUUCCACCCGGCGCACCUGCAGGCCCAGAGCCAGGGCAGCGUGCAGCCGCUGGCGCCCUCCCUCGCCGCCGACGGCCAGGUCGACCUGGGCAACGUGUUUAUCGGCUGGGGCCGCUGUCCGACCUUCACCGAGCACAAAUCCACCGGCGAGACCAUCAUGGACGUGCAGUUCUCUCCCUGGCACAGCGACGCCAUCCCGGACGCCCUCGACAACUACCGCGCCUACAAGAUGGACUGGCGCGGCGUUCCCUGGUGGGAUCCGGCCAUUGCGCCGCGCAAAACCCCCAAGGGCGAGCUGGUGGUCUACGUCAGCUGGAACGGAGCGACGGAGGUGGCGCAGUGGGUGGUCAGAGCAUCGUCGGAUGAGAUGGUGAAGAGACACGAGGAGGGAGAAGUCGUGGCGAGCUCUCCUCGCACCGGCUUCGAGACCAAACUGUCGAUCCCCACGGAUAAAACGGACGUGCAGUAUCUCUGGGCCGAAGCCGUGGAUAAACACGGCGCUGUCCUGCGGUCCACAGAGGUGAUCGAGCUGAACAUGACGGAAGUGUUGGUCGCCCACGACAUGUACAACCAAUUGGAUUCCUCAUUCGUUGCUCUUCCUCUAACAGACGAGGACGAAGACGGAGAAGGAGGCACUGAUUCAGUUGCAGAUACAGUCACAGAUACAGUCACAGAUACAGACACAGAUGCAGUCACAGAUACAGUGGCAGACACCGACACAGACACCAACACAGACAAAAAAGAAACCAUGUCAAACAAUACAUCCGUGCUGCUAGGCAUCGGCAUUGGACUGUUCAUCUGGGUGAUGAUCAUCGCGGCGUGGGUCAUCUGGCGGCGUCGACGAGAAUACAACCAGCUGGAAGCCGACGACUUUGAUCUAGGCGGGGAGAUGGGCCUCGAUGAAGAGGACGAGCGGGAUAGAUCUGAUGGAUCUGAUUUUGGGUCUGACUUUGUCGACGAUGACGAUGGCGGCAGUGUCGAUGGCCUGGAUGGACUGGAUGACCAUGCCAGGGCGGCACUUAUUCCAAAAGAAGUAUAAUCGAUGAACAUAUUUAAGAAUGAAUGAAACAAGA
This is a messenger RNA of Penicilliopsis zonata CBS 506.65, 2661 nucleotides long. RefSeq lists its product as hypothetical. The transcript is spliced from 2 exons. The coding region runs from base 480 to 2627 and encodes 715 amino acids. The record is from RefSeq and is a predicted model, not a curated record. NCBI's taxonomy places the organism in Eukaryota, Fungi, Ascomycota, Eurotiomycetes, Eurotiales, Aspergillaceae.